AUGAACUUGGAUGACGAGAAAAAGGCAUUCCACUAUGCUGUUUACGAUACAGUAUCUAGAAUUCCUCAUGGAAACGUUACUACGUAUGGGCAUAUAGCUUAUCUUAUUGGCCGCCCUCAGAACUCUCGUCAAGUGGGUUCCUCACUCAAGCAUCUUCGUUAUAUCCGAGAACGAUUGAACCAAGAAGGUGCUGGUUUGGGAGAAGUCCCGUGGUGGAGAGUGGUGAAUAGCGCUGGCAUCAUAUCUCCCCGAAAUUUCGGUGAGUUUGAGCAGGCAACUUUGCUACGAGGAGAGGGCGUGGUGGUGCUGGAGCGGCACAAAAUGGACCUAGAACAGUACGGCUGGUUCCCAGACGAUGUCGAAUAA
Molecule: messenger RNA, 366 nt
Organism: Candidozyma auris
Lineage: Eukaryota; Fungi; Ascomycota; Pichiomycetes; Serinales; Metschnikowiaceae
Exons: 1
Coding region: 1-366 (121 amino acids)
Biological process (GO): DNA repair
Molecular function (GO): catalytic activity
Source: RefSeq, a predicted model, not a curated record